AUGCCGAGCGGCGGGGAUAGAGCGGCGCAGGAGCGGAGUGGCCGUGGGCAGGGCCAAGUGGCGAGCGGUAGCGCAGCAGAUGCGGCGUGGAGCGCGUGGUCUGUUGCUGGGCAGCGCUCCCCUGCCGGCCAGGUUCAGGCCACCGGGCAGCUUGCCCGCGCCGACAUGAUUCCUCGCAGUUGCGCCUGCUCCUGCGCUCCGCCUCGCCGUUGUUGCGUUCGACGACCACGCCCGCGCCACUCCGCCUCAGAUCUGCGGAAGGGUAAGGAUUCGGAGGCGGGAUCAGGAGCUGAGGGAACCUGUUCGAGGUGUCCUAGAGUCGUAGGGAUCGCGCUGACAUUGGGAGAAAUCGCGGAGAGGCGGAAGCCGAGCAGUAGGUGCGACUACAAAAUGCCUCAACUGAGGACUGCCAGCAGGCCGGCGCUUGCCAGCAACUCUGCUGGUGGCUUUUUUAUCAGGAGGAGGAGGGUGGCAUCAGCAGGAGCUUUGGUGGUGAAGGGCGCCGUCAAGCCGCUGGCUCAACGGGUCCGAACACAUUUCAGCAACAAGGAGAAUGUGCCACCCGCGGGUGCAGCGAGGGCUAAACCAAAGAGGAGGAGCCCCCUACCUGACUGGUACCCAAGGACCCCACUCCGUGACAUCACAUCAAUCGUAAAGGCUCUUGAGAAAAGAAAUCGCCUAGAGGAGGAUGCGGCUCGGCAACAUAUCCAAUGGAAUGAAGAUUCUCCACAGCCUGUGGAUCCAACAACUCCAGUACAUGCAGAGCAUAGUGAUCCUGAUUCUCAAAGCACACAAACUCAAGAAACACUGGGUGUUGUUGCCUCUGGUCCUGGCUCAACUUCAGCUGUUGCGAACAGAGUGACUUCUGUGGCUGAGGACAGGCAAGGGGCAUCUUGCUCUCCAUCGGACUGCUCCUUGCAGAUGGCUCCAUCCAAGCCAAAUGAUCCAUCUCCUGCUGAUCUGGAGAGGAAACUGUCAAGUUCAAUAGAGCAGAUUGAAAAGAUGGUGAGGCGUCAUAUGAAGGAAACUCCAAAGGCUGCUCAGCCUUCCAAGGUAGUUGCCCAAAGGCGCGUACUGAUGUCCAUGCGAUGA
Molecule: messenger RNA, 1092 nt
Organism: Miscanthus lutarioriparius
Lineage: Eukaryota; Viridiplantae; Streptophyta; Magnoliopsida; Poales; Poaceae
Source: the annotation of a GenBank genome assembly